Molecule: messenger RNA, 621 nt
Organism: Closterium sp. NIES-65
Lineage: Eukaryota; Viridiplantae; Streptophyta; Zygnematophyceae; Desmidiales; Closteriaceae
Source: the annotation of a GenBank genome assembly
AUGAUGGCACAGAAAGGGGGGAGGGAGGAUCAGGGCACACAAGAGGUUCGACCGGUGGUUGCGACUGCAGCAGUAGCAGCAGCGGCAUUGGAGCAACCAGGAGCACGGGCAGCGGCAGGGCGCUGCUUGGAGCGAAGCCUACGAGACGGAGGGGGAGGGACCGGAUGGGGAAUGGACGAGAGGCAACCAUCCAGCGAGGAGGAACGGCGCCAUGAUUCUCCUGCUAGCUUCUUCCAGCCUCGCUUCCUCUUCCUUGCCUUCCUUCCUCGCCUCACCUCCAGCACUCGAGGGGCAGUGAUCACCACCAGUGGCUGCAGCAACGCAGGGAUCACCAGUGGCUGCAACAGCUGCGGGAUGAUAGCGAGCACACAAGGAGUUAAUGAUGGGCAGGCCAGCACGCAAGGAAUAUCAGACCAACACAGCAGGAGCACCACGCCUGGAGCACCACGCCUGAAAGCAAUGGCGACACCUCAAGUGAAGGCAUGGCGCAGGAGUGGGCGAGUGGCAGACGGAGCGUGGUCAGGCUCCAGGGCGUGGAGUGCGGUGUGGUUCGAGAACUUGCCUGUGCGUCGGUGGGAUGGGGACAACAUCCGCUGCUUGCUUCUCGAAGACAAGAGGUAA